Phytophthora infestans T30-4 is the source of this 300-nucleotide messenger RNA. RefSeq lists its product as uncharacterized. The coding region runs from base 1 to 300 and encodes 99 amino acids. The transcript has a single exon. The record is from RefSeq and is a predicted model, not a curated record. Lineage: Eukaryota; Oomycota; Peronosporomycetes; Peronosporales; Peronosporaceae.
AUGGCGCUAGUGGUCCGGUAUACGGAUCUGCAGCACGGUGGGGUUGUUCGGGUGUAUUCGUGGUGGCGUAUGGAACGCGGUGGAGCGGUUGGAUGUGGUGCGCCAGCCGGAUAUCUCGUGGCGGUGUCGCGACCUGGACCUGGCCGUGGGGUUGCACACGAUGGUCUAAGUGAACGGAACGGGUUCGAUGCAGGUGAUGUCGCUGCUUCUACUGCGCGUCUGCACCUCGCGUGUAUUGCUGAGCUACCCGCACAGAUCGUGAUCGUGGCUGCGACGGAGAUCGACGCGAUUAAAGAGUAG